Sphaerulina musiva SO2202 is the source of this 2529-nucleotide messenger RNA. RefSeq lists its product as uncharacterized. The record is from RefSeq and is a predicted model, not a curated record. The transcript has 2 exons. NCBI's taxonomy places the organism in Eukaryota, Fungi, Ascomycota, Dothideomycetes, Mycosphaerellales, Mycosphaerellaceae. Gene Ontology annotation, molecular function: protein binding. The coding region runs from base 1 to 2529 and encodes 842 amino acids.
AUGCCGACGCACCUCACUCGCCACGUCUUCCGCCGCAUUCUGGCCAACGAACCCAUCAUCCAUCGAGGUUGUUUGCGGCGACAGACAUAUAGUUCCCUCGCCAGGAUUCGGACUGGCUCACGGCGAUGUGUUCCUCAACAUGGGAGACCAUCACGCUACCAGAAGAGGUCCCUCUUCGACUUCAACAUGUUCGCGCCGAAGAAAAGAGAGGCCAAAGAGGUGAAUGUGGAUCCGGGCAUUGAAGACAUGAUGCAUCUGGCCAAGAUGCAGCGCAUGAAAGCUCGUCUGCCGCCCGCGAAAGAUGUGGCAGACGCCCUGAAGGCCUUCUUUGCAGCAAAGAGAGAGCAAAGGAAGAAAAUCAGUGACACUCAAGCGAGAUUAGCCCUGCAGAGCUUCAAGUACUGUUUCGCGAACGAGGAUGCGUCAAAGAGUGAUGGGACGACGAAGCGCGUGGGGAAGGAUUAUGAUUAUCAAUUGGGUAUGGCCAUGAUAAACGCUGUUUCCACAGUCGCUGCAGGGGCUUCUGCUACCACUUCUGCACAUGUUGAGCUCGCUGAAUUCCUACAUACGAGAGCCCAGGAGAUAACAGCGGAGAAGAAGCCUGCUCGACUGAAAACUGCCUUCGCCUAUGCUGCCACUCUCAGCUGCGUCGGGAGAGCAUCUGAUGCUCGCGACUUGGCGGAAAAGCUGGGCGAACCGGACACUUCUGCGCGUACUCAAUCCACUAUGGAACGUAGCAAAGCUCAGAUUCCAAAGAUCUGGGCUGCGGUAUUGAGAGGCUUCGCCAGAGAGAACAACGAGGAGGAACUUCUCGCAACCAUGACCACUAUUCAAACCCAAGAGUGGUAUACUGGAGUUACCGCGCCUAUGGCAAGCGCUAUGCUCUCAUACUACCUGCAGACAGACCGAAUCGAUGCUGUUCAGACAUGGCAUGAGCAGUAUUGGCGGACCUAUGAGGACAUCCUUGGAGGGGAAGGGGAAAAUGCAGCCCUGAGCUGGACAUCUUCACAGUUGGACCGACACGUUUCCAUUCACUUGGAAGAGGUGCUUCGUUGGUGCUUGCUUCACCAUCAUCUCGACUUCGGCCACCAGGUUGUACGGCGGGCCAUGGCAAACAACCCACCGAAACUGGUAUGGGAUGCCAUCCUCGUAUGGGCAGCUGGCACAGGUAAAGGUGCGGAUGAGAUUGGACGCAUGCUUGAUGUCAUGGAGAAGUCCAACGAUGAUAUUUCCGAUCCGACAGAGUGGAGAGUGCCCGACAUUGCGACCAUCAACGGACUGGUAGAGUUCGCCACUUCCAAGCAGGACCCGUAUCUGGCAGAACGCUUCAUUGUCCUGGGCAAAUCACGACAAAUCGAGCCCGACGCUCGCACAUACCAACUGCAAAUUCAAUACCGACUCAAAAUCAGCGAUGUCGACGGCGCUCUCAUCGCCUACAAGAGCCUACAAGCAAUGGACCUCUCCUCGAAUGAAGAUGUCCCAGCCGUGAACAACCUUAUCGUAGCGCUCUGCCAAAGCAAACGCCACGACUUUGACACGGUGAUGAAUGUCGCCAUGGACCUCGCCGACCGACGAGCACAUUUUGACCCUGCCACAGUCACGGCUUUAGCUCUGCUGCACCUGAAUCGAGACGAAAUGCACGAUGUCAUCGACUUGCUGAACACCCACGCUCACCAUUACUCCUCCGCCGACCGCUCCCAAAUCCUCAACACCAUUCUGGCAUUCUGCCUCGACCCAUCAACACCUACAUCCCGCUCCUGGGACGCCUACAAAAUCCUCGGAUCUGUCUUUGACGAGAUGCCGCGCGAGCCACGAACGCAAGUCAUGUCAAACUUCUACACCCGCCACAAGAGACCCGACAUGGCAGUCUUCAUCUUCAACGAAAUGCGUCGCCAUUCCCGCGCAGACACCAUUCCCACAGUAGACACUUACGUCGCAUCUUUCCUUGGCUCUGCCAAACUCCGCGAUCUCGACAGUCUCGAGGUCAUUCACAACCAACUCAAGUUGGAUUACAACAUCAACACGACGACAUAUCUCAUGAACGCCAUGAUGAUCUCGUACACCGCAUGCGAUCGCCCUCGACUAGCUUUGGGAUUCUGGAAUGACAUUGUCGCGAGCAAGGAAGGGCCCACGUACAACAGUAUCCACAUCGCAUUACGCGCUUGCGAGAAAGCACCAUUUGGCGAUUUACGCGCCAAGGAAAUUUGGACCAAGUUGAGAAAGAUGGACGUGGAACUUGAUCAGAAAUUAUGGGCUGCUUAUGCUGGUGCAUUAGUGGGUAAUGGGGACAAUGAGAGUGCUUUUGAGCUCAUUGAGGCAGCAGAAGAGAAGAGGGAGUGUGAGGUUGAUGCUGUUCUGCUCGGAAGUAUGGUCGAUGGAGCUACGACGGAAGCCAAGCAGGCUGAAGUAGAGAGCUGGGCAAGGGAGAAGUUCUCGACUGCCUGGGAGGAGUUGGAGAAGAUUGGAUUUGAGAUGGAUGAGGAAAGUCAGAAGAGGGUGCCGAAUAUUGAUAGGAGUGUUACACCUUGA